UCCUUCCGAGAGCGCAGACCUCUCGGCGGGGAUCGAGAGGACGCAGUGCGCUGGCGGCCGCCCCGGACCUCGCUCCAGCUCCUGCUGCAGCCCAUCGCUGGGUCCAGUGCUCAGACUCGGAGCGCACAGCUCGCGCCCCGGGCAGCGGCUUGUCCCGGGAGCCCCGAUCGCGGGGCAGGGCGCAGGGCGGCGGCUGGCUGGGGAUGGGCGGCCCGGCUGCGGCGCGGAUCGGCGCCGGGGGGCUCCGCGCGCUGCUGCUGGCGCUGGUGGUCGCGGGGGUCCCGGCCGGUGCCUACAACCUCGACGCGCAGCGCCCAGUGCGCUUCCAGGGCCCCGCGGGCUCCUUUUUCGGCUACGCGGUGCUGGAGCACUUCCACGACAACACGCGCUGGGUCCUCGUGGGUGCACCAAAGGCAGAUUCUAAAUAUAGCACUUCAGUAAAGUCCCCCGGAGCUGUGUUUAAGUGUCGUGUCCAUACCAACCCUGACCGGAGAUGCACCGAGCUGGACAUGGCUCGAGAGAGGACUCGUGGUGAGCUCUGUGGGAAGACCUGCCGGGGAGACCGAGAUGAUGAGUGGAUGGGAGUGAGCCUGGCCCGGCAGCCCAGAGCAGAUGGCCGUGUUCUGGCCUGUGCCCAUCGUUGGAAGAACAUCUACUACGAAACAGACCACAUCCUGCCCCAUGGAGUCUGCUACCUCAUCCCUUCCAACCUCCAGGGCAAAGGCAAGGUGCUGAUCCCCUGCUAUGAAGAGUAUAAGAAGAAGUAUGGGGAGGAACAUGGCUCCUGCCAGGCCGGGAUAGCAGGCUUCUUCACCGAGGAGCUGGUGGUCAUGGGCGCCCCAGGCUCAUUUUAUUGGGCUGGGACACUCAAGGUGCUGAAUGUCACAGACAACACGUAUUUUAAGCUGAACGAUGAAGCAAUUAUGAGCAGAUGGAACACUUACCUGGGCUAUGCAGUGACGGCUGGCCAUUUCUCUCAUCCGUCCAUCACGGAUGUGGUAGGAGGUGCUCCACAGGAUGAAGGCAUUGGAAAGGUUUAUAUAUUUAGAGCUGACCGAAGAUCAGGGACCUUAAUAAAGAUCUUUCAGGCUUCAGGGAAAAAGAUGGGAUCUUACUUCGGCUCCUCCUUGUGUGCAGUCGACCUGAACAUGGAUGGCCUCUCAGACCUGCUCGUGGGGGCCCCCAUGUUUUCUGAGAUCAGAGAUGAGGGGCAGGUCACCGUCUACCUCAACCAAGGACACGGAGCCCUUGAGGAACACCUGACCCUGACCGGAGACGCCGCCUACAACGCACACUUUGGGGAGAGCAUCGCCAGCCUGGGGGAUCUUGAUGAUGAUGGGUUCCCAGAUGUGGCUGUCGGUGCACCCAAGGAGGAUGACUUUGCUGGCGCAGUCUAUAUCUAUCAUGGCGACGCCAAUGGGAUCGUCCCCCAGUACUCAAUGAAGCUGUCUGGAAGGAAGAUAAACCCGGCCCUGCGGAUGUUUGGGCAGUCCAUAUCAGGGGGCAUUGAUAUGGAUGGAAAUGGCUAUCCUGAUGUCACCAUCGGAGCCUUCCUGUCCGACAGCGUGGUCCUCCUCAGGGCCAGACCGGUCAUCACUGUGGACGUCUCCAUCUUCCUGCCGGGCUCCAUCAACAUCACAGCACCUCAGUGUCAUGAUGGACAGCAGCCUGUGAACUGCCUGAACGUCACUGUGUGCUUCCGGUUCCACGGCAAGAAUGUACCAGGAGAAAUCGGUCUGAACUACAACCUGACGGCUGAUGUGGCGCAGAAGGAGAAGGGCCAGCUGCCCAGAGUCUAUUUUGUGUUGCUGGGGGAGACUGCCGGGCAGGUCUCAGAAAGUCUACAGCUGGCCCACAUGGACGAGGUGUGUCAUCACUACGUGGCCCACGUCAAGCGGAGGGUCCAGGACGUUAUCAGCCCCAUUGUGUUUGAAGCUGCCUACAGCCUGGGUGAGCACGUGAUGGGCGAGGAGGACCGGGAGCUGCCGGACCUGACACCAGUGCUUCGCUGGAAGAAGGGACAAAGGAUUGCCCAGAAGAAUCAGACAGUUUUUGAAAGGAAUUGCAGAUCCGAGGACUGUGCUGCCGACCUGCAGCUGCGGGGGAAACUGCUGCUUUCCAGUGUUGACGAGAAAACCCCACACCUAGCUUUGGGGGCUGUGAAGAAUAUCUCUCUAAACAUCUCCAUCUCCAACCUCGGGGACGAUGCCUAUGACGCCAAUGUGUCCUUCAACGUCUCCAGGGAACUCUUCUUCAUCAACAUGUGGCAGAAGGAGGAGAUGGGCAUUUCCUGUGAGCUGCUAGAAUCGGACUUCCUCAAGUGCAGUGUGGGAUUUCCUUUCAUGAGGUCAAAGUCUAAGUAUGAAUUCAGUGUCAUCUUCGAUACAAGCCACCUGUCCGGGGAAGAGGAAAUUCUCAGCUUCAUUGUGACUGCUCAGAGUGGCAACAUGGAGCGCUCUGAAGCCCUGCAUGACAACACUCUCACACUGACAGUGCCACUGGUGCAUGAAGUGGACACGUCCAUCACCGGAAUUGUGUCCCCAACCUCCUUCGUGUACGGCGAGUCUGUGGAUGUCGCCAACUUCAUUCAGCUGGACGACCAAGAGUGUCAUUUCCAACCAGUCAACAUCACCCUCCAGGUCUACAACACGGGCCCCAGCACCCUUCCUGGAUCAUCUGUCAGCAUCUCCUUCCCCAGUCGGCUGUCACCUGGUGGCGCAGAGAUGUUCCAGGUCCAGGACAUGGUGGUGAGCCAAGAGAAGGGUAACUGCUCUCUACAAAGGAACCCAACCCCCUGCAUCAUCCCUCAAGAGCAAGAGAACAUCUUCCACACCAUAUUUGCUUUUUUCUCCAAGUCCGGAAGAAAAGUGUUGGACUGUGAAAAGCCAGGGAGCUUCUGCCUAACAUUGCACUGCAACCUCAGCGCUCUGCCUAAAGAGGAGAGCCGCACCAUCGACCUGUACAUGCUACUGAACACAGAGAUACUGAAGAAGGACAGCUCCUCUGUCAUCCAGUUCAUGGCUCGAGCCAAGGUGAAGGUGGAACCUGCCCUGAGAGUGGUGGAGAUAGCUAACGGGAACCCGGAAGAGACGCUGGUGGUCUUCGAGGCCUUGCACAAUCUGGAGCCCCGCGGCUACGUUGUGGGGUGGAUCAUCGCCAUCAGUUUGCUGGUGGGGAUCCUCAUUUUUCUGCUGCUGGCUGUGCUGCUGUGGAAGAUGGGCUUCUUCCGCAGAAGGUACAAAGAAAUCAUUGAAGCUGAGAAAAAUCGGAAAGAGAAUGAAGAUGGUUGGGACUGGGUCCAGAAAAACCAGUGACCUGCCAUGCCAGCCAUGUGAUGCCCUCUGUCCCCAUCACCAGUGACCCGCCAUGCCAGUCAUGUGAUGCCCUCAUGUCCCCAUCACCAGCCUGUGGUCCUUGAUCUUUGUAUCUUCCAUAUUUGGAAGAAUGAAAUCUUCCUCAGAUUUUUCGGAGGCCCCACUGAUGCUGUUCUCUUCCUCAUCCUGCCAAGCCCGGUGCCGACCUGAGAUGGCCACCUCCAGCCAGGUCACAUGACUGGGGCCACCACCACUCCCCUUCACAAGAUGAACUCAGAACUUUGGAAAGACAAGCUGCAGAGCAAAGCAAUAUUUAUGGAUACAUUGUGUGGUCAACCCUCAGGGGAAAACUGUUACCUAAAAGUAUUUUUUAUAAAUGUAAGCCUUUUAUAUUGAUCAUGUCUUUAUAUUUGUAUCAAUGUUUUAUUAUUUCUAUUAAAUAGUUCUAUAAGUCACUCAAGCACUGAAAUCUUGGAAAUACAUGUACCUGCAUACAAAUUUUAAAAGAGAAGGAACUUAUUCUACUUUGGAACUUAUUGCUAGAGAAGAAAAAGAAAAACUUGCAGAUCAAACUGAGGAAACCUUGUGAAAUGAAUCCGCCAAGCUGGAAAGCACUGCAAAGGCACCAAGGAUAUGGACAAGACCACCUAAGACUUUUAUUCCCCAUUGUUACCACCUGGAGUCAAGUUCAGAGAGUUCGAAGUAUCAGUGUUUUCUCUUAUGGACCUCUCACUGGGAGAUUCUCGGCAGGAACUGGGAUGGAAAGCCUAGUUUCUUCCCAGUAGAUGCUCUGUGCCACCCUGAUGCAUGCAGCAGGCACUAAAUCCUCCUCUGGAGUCAGCAAGUGCUGGAUGGACAACUGGUCAACCUCAGAAUAGCAUCUCAUCCCAGACAACAUGCCAGAGUUCAAAGCCCAGGACUGAAGCUUUGCUCUUUCAGCAAAGACCUGUGUCUCUGUGUGUAAGCUGUUACCUUGUGGAGCUCUCCAUUUCCUCUGUCACUCUUGCUGUCCCCAACUGGUGGUGCUGCAGAUACCUUCCCAGAGAGGAUCACCCGACACAAUUUGUGUUUAUGUCUUAGGUGGAAUUCUCAAGAGUCAAACCCUGAAAUAGGACUUGGGUGUAAAUAAUUUAUUGAGGAAGUCUUCCCAGAAGGUUAACAGUGAGGAAGUUGAGAAUACAAGAAGACAGGAAAGUAUGGGGAGCCAGGCAACGUUUGUCCCUUCAGGGGGACAGUCCACGAGGUGGCUUCAAACCAGUUAGAUCGAGUGGGCAAGUCAGGCUCAGGAACCUGAUCCCACACCUGCAGGGGAUAUAAACUUUCUGCCCUUAGUUCUUGCUGACAAGAUGACUCUGUCCUCUAGAGGAGAACUUCAGGGGCACCCUCAAGUAAGACCCAGAAAUCAUGCAAUGAAUUCAGAGCCAAGAGCUUUGGUGCCCCUUCCCCGACAUGAGGGAAUGCUCCCUUCAGUUUUGGGUAACCCAAAAAGCCAUAAGUCUAAGUUGGUCCUGGAAGUCAAACAUUGCGUCUGACCCUGGAAUGGAGACAGUGGUCACUACAAGGAAGGAGCAGCCCAGGAAACCAGUGCACAGUUAGGUCUUAAGUUUUAUCAGAAGAAAUAAGGAAAGAAGUCUUGGCUUUACCAGCCAUGUACAUGCUGGUCUGUGGGUCCGGUACUGUGCUGGAUGCUGGUGGAUCCCCUGAAAACAGUCACCUCGUGCCUCAGGGUGAUAAGCCAUCCCACAAUAGGUGCAGAGUGGAUUCUUCAUGAACCCCCUUUGCAGCUGUCCUGUGAUUGUGACUCGUGUUGUGGUUUCCUUUAAUCAAUUGAGAAUCUUAGGUGGUGAGACCACUACAGAACCAUCUGCAGUUAUAGCCAAAAUGCAUCUGUCCCCACUGGCUUACUUCCUGCCAAGGGUAUGGGUGCGUUAGUGGAGGGUGACUCACGCAUACACCUCAGCUAGCCAGCAGAGCCGCACCUGAGAAAGCGUGGAAGGCAGGGAGGGCAGAGUCAGCUGGAAUCUGGCCACUUGUGCCUGCUCUCAAACGGUGAAAUGCCAUGAAUAGUCAUGUGCUCAGAAGGUCACUACUUCAGAAGGCAGAUUUUAAGAAAACUAAGCGGUAUAUCUGAUAGCAAAUCCUAAAAGGCACCUUAGGGGAGAGGAGGCCACUUUGCCUAUCUGCUGAUGUUGAGAGCUAGGGGUGUGGCUGCCUGACACAGGCAGGGAAGGGGGUGGAGCACUGUCUUGGAAUUUUCUCUGCUGGGUAGUUCAGCAUCUCCAUGCCAGUCUUCUGCAGGUGAGCAGGAAAAGUGCACAGGUGGGCUGAUGUGUCUGUGCUACCUCUUUCUGGAACAUUCUUUUUAAGAGCCUGCUGCGGUAGCCUGGGCUUUCGCCUGCCUCUGAGUUCAUUCUGUAGCCAUUCUCCAGGGCGCUACCAUUUUUCUGCUUCUGUUUUUCAGUUGUGUCUUCUGUGGUUUUAACCAGCUCAAGAAAGUCUAGAGCAUCCCCAAAGUGAGCCCUGCCACAGAGCGGCUAUGAAACGCAGACACACGAGAACACCAGCUGGAGGGACCAGGGUCAGUUGACCUCACACACCCUGUGUCCCCGUCGCUAAGGUCUCGGGUGGUGCUUUGGGAAAGCACUUCAGAGCCCAGUGGUUUGGCAGGCUGCAUGAAGUCGUCCAUCCUAGUCCUCUGUCCAUCCAUCCUUGCACCCACACCACCCCCGUGCACCAAAUAUCACAUGACCUGCUAAAGCCAAAGGCAAGGGGAUUCGCAGUAAACAGCAUACUGCUAAGACACCCCAGUGACCCAUGACCCCUGUUGUGUUCUACCUGUUGAGCCCCAGUGUGGAAAUGUUAUUCACAUUUAUUUAAGGAUGAGACCGCUUUAUACCUGAUUACCUGGGAAACAUAAACCUAGGAAAGGAAUGCCCAAUGUCAACUUCCUGAGAUUUAGAGGUACUACAAAGCAUUGUCAUUUGAUGGGUGGGGUAGGGUGCAGCUCAGUGACAGAGUGCUUGCCGGACACAGGGGAAGCACUGGGUUUAUUCCCUAGUAUCCCCUCCCCCAAAUAUCACUAGGGGGGGCCUCCCUUUAGUAAACAAAAGGCAGAAACUGAAUAUUCUCAAUGAUUUCCUGGCGAACAGAGAAUUUGAGUAGAUGUGGUUUGAGGUGGGGGAGUAUAUGUUCUAUGAUAAUGACUGAAGGGCUCUGCAGAGACCCUGGGGCCAAGCGAGCCUUCUAGAAGGCCCUCUGGGUUUUCUGCACCAGGGGAGAGUUGAAUAAAUCCCUGAGGUGUGGCGCUCUCUAGGGCUGAUCUGCAUUUCAAUCUAUUAAAGUGUUUGGUUUGCUUUGUUUGAUGUGCGCGCGGUUGGAGGUGUGAGCUUAAGCUUUCUGAGUGGUUUGUUGCAAGGCAGGCACCGCUGCUGUCUGCAUGUCUGCAGCCUUGCUGAGGUGCACACUCACACACACACACACACACACACACACACACACACUGCCUGGGAGGAUCUGGUGUGAGAGGGCUGUCCUCCUUCGCUGUGUCUGUGAGUUCAUGCCUAAUUCUGCAGUCACUUCUGAAUCACUUGCACUGUUUGGGAGAUGCCAGGUUUACAAAACUGUUUAGAAUAAAACAAAAUAUGGCUUCAAAUGA
Messenger RNA from Apodemus sylvaticus (European woodmouse), 6969 nucleotides. RefSeq names its product integrin subunit alpha 9 (gene Itga9). Bases 204 to 3314 code for a protein of 1036 amino acids. Gene Ontology annotation, cellular component: integrin complex; external side of plasma membrane. The record is from RefSeq and is a predicted model, not a curated record. Gene Ontology annotation, biological process: integrin-mediated signaling pathway; cell adhesion mediated by integrin; cell-cell adhesion. Lineage: Eukaryota; Metazoa; Chordata; Mammalia; Rodentia; Muridae. The transcript is spliced from 28 exons. Gene Ontology annotation, molecular function: integrin binding.